CGACUGUGGUCUUUGCACGAGUCGUCGCGUUUGCAUUGGACUAGUAUUGGGGAAAUAAAUCUGUAUCUGGGUCAAAAAUGAGGACCAUCACUUCUUCAGGUGGUGUAGCUGAAGUCAUAAAUGCAAGAAGAACAGAAUCUCUUGAUGCCCAAGAGAUUAUCAAUCUAAUCCAGCCUUCAACACAAAUUGUAUUUGGCAGAGUUAAUGUCAUUUACCUUCUUGAGAAAGCAAAUCUAGCAGUGACAUUAACGAACGGGAGAAACGAAGUGCUCGCUCACGCUGCCUUCGUAGAUUACCCCAAUCUGGAUAAUGUGGACCAGACUCGCUGGGAGUCUUGGCUGCACAGUAAUUAUCACAGUGAAAAAUGCACACCCUUAAACACAUUGUUCAUGCACCUCUUCGUGGCACUGCCUGACUACUCUAUUGGGGGCGCUAAAGAGAUUAUCAGGACAGUCUUCAACGCAGUACCUGAGCUGUAUUAUAUAUUCCUCUUUGUUCCAAACAGUGCCCAGUUAGACUCAGCAUUAGAAGCCAUCUUUGAACCUUUCGAAAGCCGCACAGGAUCAGCCGCUGCCAGGGAGUAUGCUGCAUUUGUGUGUCACAGACAUCAUCACUGCCCAGUUGUGCACAUUCGCACUGCGAGGGUGCAAGACCACGAUGAUCUCACUCCUCUGUUUACACAGCAAAGUGAUAAACUGACAGUUACAUAUGGGGAUUACUUCCUUGCUGAGCUUAUUGAAGCUCAGGAUGAAGAAAACCAUGCUGUAGUCUGCGAGGUGGAGGGCACUGCAGUGGGGUUUAUGAGUUUGUGCAGUGACAUCAAUAUUAAACUGCUGAAUGAAUGUUUUGAGCUUGGGCCGUUUCAUGGCCUUUGUAAGCCACAUCCUGAAGAUAUCCUAGAUCCACUCACUGAAUUACAGGAUGAACCAGAGAUAGAAUCUGAUAGACAAGCCAGUCAGAAACCUGGUUCAGGGCGAUCACAGCAAUCAGACAGCAGCAGCCUACAAGGGGCAGAUAUAAAGGUUCCAGCUAAAGUAAAAGCAGAUGAACCUCUAACUGCCGGAGCUGCUGAGUCACUUUCAGGAAGAGAAAGCACACUGUCUGAUGUAUCAGAGUCAAACACUGCACAAGCUCCAGUUGGCGAUAACACAAUCUCAGAUCAGAAAAACAUGCAUAGAGGGAGCUUAGAAAAAGGCAGAAAGACUGGUAUCACUCCAGUCUACAAAGGAGCUCUGAAUGCUUUUUGUAUUCAGUUGUUUGCAAUAGAUGAGAAGUAUGAAAUGAGAUCGCUGGAUUUCUUGCCUUAUGUGUUCAAACUUUAUCCAGACAGAGACCUGUGCAUUAUCACAGUACCCCACAUGGUUCCAGAGUUCCCCCUCCUUCAGAGAUGUGUCCGUGCCAUUCCUUUUCACACCAGCACCCUGUCUCAAGAACUUUAUAUUUUCCAUCGCUCCGGCCUGCUCAAGUCCUUUACUGUAAGACAGGCAAAAUCCAGCGACAAACCAGGUGUUGAGUCUCUAAUUAAGGAGCUUGACAUGCGUGAUACUAUAUUAGCAGAUUUUGAGGUUUUUAACCAGGCUCGCAGAGAUUCAGAUGGUACUCCAGUACAGGCAUUUGUGUCCGAAGUUCUGCACCAGAUUGUUGGAAUAGCAAUAAUUAGAAAUGAAGAGGACAUUACAUACAUUCGCUCACACUACAACAUUGAGGAUUUCAUCUACUUCAGCCAUCACAGACAGGAGGAGCACGGCCAGCUUUUCCACUUUGUCCUGAACCCUAUUUUCCAGCACUACACAAAACACUUCCUCAAAGAGAUUCUGAGGCUUUCUGAUAAGUCUUGUCUCUAUUAUCCUGUGUACCCGUCAUAUGAACUAGACAAGAAUGCCUUUGCUCAUUCGCUGACAUCUGCCCUUAAUUAUAUGGUUCCUGUGCGCCCAAGACGGCAGAUUGUCUAUCCGUUGGAAGAGCUUGGCAUUAAUGCACCAGCCAGGCAGGUCACCAAGGAUCAGGUGAAGUAUGCCUUAAACCACAUCAACAGAAAACUAACUCUUGAACCAAAGGUGACAAUUAAUGCCAGAAUUGUUGUUGUCGGAGCCUCGGAUACGGGAAUGUCUUUCCUGGAAAUGCUUGUUUUCUGCCCACACUUGAGGUUUAAUAACAUCACUCUUAUUUCAACUCAUGGACUUCCCGCUAUCCAUGCAGACUCGGAAAGCUGGAAGUUUCUGUCUACCAGCCACUGCUAUAAUGAUAAGGACUUUGCACUGCUGUCACUGUGCUCCUGGGUUAACGUGGUGGUCGGAAAGAUGAAGGAAAUCGACAGGGCUGCCAAGCAUGUGGUGGUGUCUGAGGGCAGGAAGGUCCCAUAUGAUCACCUCAUACUCUGCACAGGGCAGCAGUACCAGAUGCCUUGUCCCACAGGUGCAGAUAUUAGCACACUGAUUACUAAUAGAGAGCUGUCGGUCAGCCCAGAUCAAAGGUACACUGGACCAGUACCCUCAAACCUCUUCACUCUGAAUGAUGAUGAAGACUGCCUGGCAACUUACAACUGGCUUCAAGAAAACUCUGCUCAUGCUGAGGGGAACAUUAUAGUGUAUGGAAAUACAAUUGAUGCUUACACCACUGUAGAAACCCUCCUGUCCCUUGGAAUAAGUGGCUGUCGCAUUCACCUGGCAGAGCCGCCACUCAACAGCAAUGUUACCUGCUUUAACAACUUUGCAGUAGAGAGUGCUGUACAAGCAGCACUAGCAGCGGCGGGUGUGACUGUCUAUCAUGACUGCAUACUUGCACAGUGGAAUGGGGGCAAUAACCCAGAGCACAUAACUGCAGUGUGCUUCACCACAGAUACAAAACCUGUACAGCUGCAAUGCUCAGUCUUCAUUAACUUGUACAAGAAAGGAACAGAUUACGAUGCAUUCAAAGCCAUGAAUGAUGCAUGCCUGGUGUAUGAUGGUAGACUUGUGAUUGACACAACUUUUCACACCAAUGACUCAGCAAUCAGAGCGGCGGGCACACUGACGAAAUUCCCUCGCCGGUACCAUGCAGAUCAGUGGUCUCACAGCAAUUUUAACUCUAAAGAGGUUGGAUUCCAUUUGGCCACAGCCAUGCUUCCUUUGUUUGACCCUAUAUUGCACUCCGUGGUAGACCCACCUGAAGACCUGGACAGACUCAUCCCCAUGUAUACUGGGGCUAAAGUACAAGGCGGAAAGCUUCCAGGAGGAUACCACUAUCUCCAUGCUGCUAAACCUAGGAUCCCCAUACCCCUGGCAGCACAGAUGGACCAUUCCAAUUAUGGCCGGGACAUUAUUACAGGAAGUGUGAAAACUGGGAAUUACUUCAAACUCCACGUGAACCAGUACAGCAAGGUGGAAACCAUCACAUGUCUUUCACAAGAACCCUUUCCAGCGUCGAAUUACCUGUGUCUCUAUGGAGAGAGUGAGCAGCUGCUUAACAAACUCUGUGACCGAUUUGAUGAAGGACUCAUCCCGGACAUGUACAGCUUUUUCAAGGAAACGUGGUGUCUGGCCAUAUAUCACGAUCGCUUUACUGAUUUCAAAAAUGAAGUGCACCAGAUCAUGGCAACCAGACAGGAUCCAGACUCCUUUUCAAUUACAGAAAUAAUUCAACAGGUAGUGGAAGAAGAACGAUCUGAAGAUCCAAAGGAAACCCUGAAGAUGAAAUUUGAGGCGUGCAAUUACAGAAACCCUGUGGAGAGAUAUGUAUUAAAUUACCUGAAGUACAACAGGUACCAUCUGCCUAUGUACGCACAGCCUGGUCUACUGCAGGCAUAAGAAACCAUUUAAGUGUAACAUAUGUUAAAAACAAUCAAGUGUGUUGACAGAGCUUCAUAGUUCUGUAAUUGUUCAUUAAAAAAAGAAAAAA
Polyodon spathula (Mississippi paddlefish) is the source of this 3876-nucleotide messenger RNA. It is a transcript of the gene cfap61, whose product is annotated as cilia and flagella associated protein 61. Bases 78 to 3785 code for a protein of 1235 amino acids. The transcript is spliced from 27 exons. The record is from RefSeq and is a predicted model, not a curated record. NCBI's taxonomy places the organism in Eukaryota, Metazoa, Chordata, Actinopteri, Acipenseriformes, Polyodontidae.